CUGCGCAGUUUUGAGUCCGUCGGGAGGACUGCACAGUUGCAGCGAUAACUGAUCUCGUGAGCUCUGAAAACCGUGACCUGCGCAGACAUGUCGUUGCGUGUGGACACUUACUCCGUUUUCCAAUCCGUUUUGUUCCUCAGUUUUCUCUAAUCAUCCGACCAUGGCAGAUCUGCGGCAAUGUUCUCGCGAGUUUUUGACGGAUUUUAUUUCACAUUAUGAAAGUUUUCCGUGCCUUUGGCGAGUUAAAUCUAAAGAGUACAGUGACAGGGACAAAAAGGGGGAAGCGUACGAGAGAUUGGUUGAAAAGUUCAAAGAAAUAGAUGUCAACGCGAGCAGGGAGACAGUGGUGAAGAAAAUCAAUUCUUUGAGAAGCGUUUAUCGCAAAGAAUUGGCAAAGGUAAACAAAUCGAUUCGAUCUGGGGCUGGAGAAGACGAAAUUUACAAGCCAUCUCUGUGGUAUUUCGAUUUGCUGCAUUUUCUCAAUGAUCAGGAGACACCAAGGCCGUCGAGGAAUACCAUGGACGAAAGUGAAGAGUCUGUAAACUGCGACGAAUCAUCACAACUGGUGGAAGACGAUGUGCAAGAAACUGUUAUUGACAGUGGGCCCAGUGAAGCUGCUACUACCCCUGCUACUCCUGCUUCCGAAGCAUCUACGAGUACUUCCCAUUCUGUCAAUACCUCGCACAAGUUAACUCGUAACAAGAGGAAGGCUGUUGGGAAUGAUGAUGGCACAAUUGAAGUCCUGCAGGUGAUAGGGAAGAAACUGGAAUCGCUACAGGCAGAUGAUGCAUUUCAGGUAUUCGGAAAACAUGUGGCUAAUAAACUCAGAGAAGUCCCAAAUUCACAAAACAUAAUUGCUCAGAAACUAAUUUCCGACGUUUUAUUCGAAGCUGAGUUGGGUACGCUUACCAGAAAUUUUCGAAUUGUUGACAUGAAAAGCCAGCGACAAGAUGAUUUUGGUUCAAUGAAUGCCACGAAUUAUUGGCCUCAACAGAAUACGCCACAUCAAAUCAGAAUGCAACAAAAUCUUUCUUCACAAGUUGGACAAUACCACUCCUUCUCGCAGCAGCCGCAGCCUAUGCCACAUAACUACGCCCCAGAACAAAUACCUCACACUCAGGAGUAUGAAACAAUUGGGAAAAUUCCGGCAGUUUCAUGCAUCAUCCCACAGCAAGCAGGCGAAAAUUGACCACAGGAGAACCUCCUCCAUGGCGAUAUCACACAAAACUGAGCGGAAAAUACAAGACUGCACCGUCAAGACUGUACCGUCUGGACGCUCAAAGUUGCAACGGUUUCAUUCCGUCUUAAAACUGCGCGGAUUUAAAACGUUGUGCAAAACGGAGUGUCUGGA
Messenger RNA from Cylas formicarius (sweet potato weevil), 1351 nucleotides. RefSeq lists its product as uncharacterized. The transcript has 3 exons. NCBI's taxonomy places the organism in Eukaryota, Metazoa, Arthropoda, Insecta, Coleoptera, Brentidae. Bases 161 to 1189 code for a protein of 342 amino acids. The record is from RefSeq and is a predicted model, not a curated record.